UCUGCAAAAUGAGAAUGUCCUCCCUCUCUCUCUCUCUCUUUCUCUCUGCAUAUAAAUGUAUGUAAAGUUGAAUGAAUGAGGGAGGAGUCGCAUCUCAUUGAUUCCCGACUCUACUUUCUCCUCCGCCCUCCCAUCUUCUUCUCUCUAAAUCGGUCGUCAGCAGCAAAGUGUAUUGCGGUGACUUGAAAGUGUCGUUGGUGCGGUGGAGUGUCGCAAACAGAGAGUAGACGCUGCGGCGGCGGUCGGCUCUUAUCCGAGUUGUGUUUUAAAGUGGUAUUUUCCUAAAGAAGAAGAAGAAGAAGAAGAAGAAAGAUAAUGGACAUUGCACAUUUCUUGUUUGGUAUUUUUGGAAAUGCAACUGCUUUGUUCCUCUUCUUGGCUCCAACGAUCACAUUCAAGAGGAUCAUAAAGAGUAGGUCGACAGAGCAGUUUUCUGGCAUUCCUUACGUAAUGACUUUGCUCAACUGCCUCCUUUCUGCUUGGUAUGGUCUUCCAUUUGUGUCGAAAAACAACCUUUUAGUAUCAACGAUAAAUGGGACAGGAGCAGUGAUAGAAGGGAUUUAUGUCUUGUUGUUUCUGAUAUUUGCUCCGAAGAAGGAGAAGGCUAAGAUAUUUGGGCUUCUGGUGCUCGUGCUUUCUGUCUUCUCCACUGUGGCUUUGGUGUCUUUGCUUGCCCUUCAUGGCACCACCAGAAAGCUCUUUUGUGGCCUUGCUGCCACCAUUUUCUCCAUUAUCAUGUACGCGUCUCCUCUGUCAAUUAUGAGGUUGGUGAUUAGAACAAAGAGCGUGGAGUUCAUGCCUUUCUUCUUAUCACUGUUUGUGUUCUUGUGUGGUACUUCCUGGUUUGUGUACGGUCUUCUUGGUCGUGACCCUUUUGUUGCUAUUCCAAAUGGGUUUGGGUGUGCACUGGGGACAGCGCAGCUCAUAUUGUAUUUCAUAUACCACAAGAAUCAAUCUGCGGCAGAGAAAGCAAGUGAUGAGAAAUGUGUGGAGAUGGGUGCUGGCAAUGGCAAUAGCAAUGAAAGCAACCCUGCCGGGAGAAUCUCGGCUGUUUAGGUCUUCUACUUUUUCUUCUUUUUGGUGGGUAAGAUUUUGCCCAUUCGAGUUUCUGAAAGAUGGGUUUCUUGUAUUGCAGAAAAAAGGGGGGUUUUCAUAUCUAGAAUUCCUUUUAUGUAAUCUUCACCUUUUAAACAUAUACAUAUAUGUGUGCGUACGUGUGCAUGCUAAUUUGUUCUUCCUGAUUGGAAACUGUUAUACUUUCAUA
This is a messenger RNA of Carica papaya (papaya), 1264 nucleotides long. Its product is annotated as bidirectional sugar transporter SWEET1-like. Gene Ontology annotation, cellular component: membrane. The record is from RefSeq and is a predicted model, not a curated record. Gene Ontology annotation, biological process: carbohydrate transport. Gene Ontology annotation, molecular function: sugar transmembrane transporter activity. Lineage: Eukaryota; Viridiplantae; Streptophyta; Magnoliopsida; Brassicales; Caricaceae.